This is a messenger RNA of Prorocentrum cordatum, 462 nucleotides long. Lineage: Eukaryota; Dinophyceae; Prorocentrales; Prorocentraceae. The record is from the annotation of a GenBank genome assembly.
AUGCCGGACAAAACGUCGCCACGUUUUGAGGCGUCUUUGCCGGAGAGACACUUCGAUGGGUUGAGGCUUAGCUCCCGCCGCACCCUGUCGUUAGUCCAGACCCUGUAUUUCGUAGACCCGUCGCGUGCGAGAUUCCGUUCUCUGCUAACUUCGCUGACGAAUAGGCACGUCAACGUCAAGCUGCGUCUGAAGCUCUUCAACGCGACCGUUACACCUACGUUAGUAUACGGGCUGGAAACUUGUGCGUUGGAUCAGAAGGAGCUGGACCACCUAGACAUUACGCAGAGGAAAAUGCUCCGGCGAAUCGUCGGCUGGGUGUUCGACGAUAGCGAUUCGUGGGAAGAUGCUGGCCGCAGAAUGAAGCAGAGGCUCGAAUCUGCCAGGCGCCUGCACUACAUUGCAGAUUGGUCUUCGGUUGUAUCAAAGCGCAAGAAGCAUUUACUGAGUCGCUGCCUAAACUAG